Messenger RNA from Oncorhynchus masou masou (cherry salmon), 1229 nucleotides. Its product is annotated as aldo-keto reductase family 1 member B1-like. Gene Ontology annotation, molecular function: aldose reductase (NADPH) activity. The record is from RefSeq and is a predicted model, not a curated record. The transcript is spliced from 11 exons. NCBI's taxonomy places the organism in Eukaryota, Metazoa, Chordata, Actinopteri, Salmoniformes, Salmonidae. Gene Ontology annotation, cellular component: cytosol. The coding region runs from base 19 to 969 and encodes 316 amino acids.
UACAGCAGCUCUUUAAAGAUGACACCCACUGUGACUCUCAACACCGGGGCCAGCAUGCCUAUCGUGGGCUUGGGGACAUGGAGUGCUGAAGCAGGCAAGGUCACGGAGGCAGUGAAAGCAGCAAUCUCUGCAGGCUACAGACACAUAGACGGAGCCUACUAUUACCAGAAUGAGGACCUGGUGGGGGUUGGCAUUCACACCAUGAUUGGCCAGGGGGUGGUGAAGAGAGAGGAGCUUUUCAUCGUCAGUAAGCUGUGGUGUACUCUCCAUCAGAAGUCUAUGGUGAAGGGAGCCUGUCAGAAAACUCUGAGUGACCUCAAGCUAGACUACCUGGACCUCUAUCUAAUACACUUCCCUAUGUGCUUUCAGCCUGGAGAGAAUCUAUUUCCUUUUGUUGAAGACGGACAGGUAGCCGCAGGUGAAAGCAACUUGCUGGACACUUGGGAGGCUAUGGAGGAGCUGGUGGAUGCUGGUCUGGUCAAGGCUAUCGGUGUCUCCAACUUUAACAAAGACCAGAUUGAAUCCAUCCUAAACAAGCCAGGCCUCAAGUAUAAACCUGCCAACAACCAGAUUGAAUGCCACCCCUAUCUGACCCAGGAGAAGCUGAUCAACUACUGUCACUCUAAAGGCAUCCAAGUGACAGCCCACAGCCCUCUGGGCUCCCCAGACAGACCAGGGGCGAAACCUGGUGAGCCGUCUCUGCUUGAGGACCCAAAGUUAAAGACCAUCGCUGAUAAGCACAAUAAGACUCCAGCACAGAUCCUUAUCCGCUUUCAAAUCCAGAGGAAUGUGAUCGUCAUUCCCAAGUCGGCUACGCCCUCCCGGAUCAAGGAAAAUUUUCAGGUGUUUGACUUCGAGCUGAAUGACGAAGACAUGAAAGUCAUCUUGAGUUUCAACAGGAACAUGAGAGGAUUCGCUAUGAAAUGGGGCAACAAGCACAAAGACUUCCCUCUGCAUACAGAAUACUGAAACCUCCGUGUGGACACCCACAUUCCUACACUGGGGACAUACAGUGUGAAGUCCAGUAGUUGUACAGAUUCAACCACUACGGUGACCUUGUUCACGAGGCAAACAGAAUGUCAUUGUGUAAUGUAAUAAGUGCCAGAUAUUGUUGCCUUUACUUGUUCAGAGUUUAAACAUGUUGUACAUUUACCUACAUGUUGGGAAGUGCCUUUGAAAGUAUGGUGUACCUGUGCUUCUUGUUGUAAUAUAAAAUUAUAUUAAUAAUU